AUGGCUGAUGAAGAAGUUGGCCGACCGUACGUGAUUCUUUACACUUCCAUGGGUGAAAUAACCAUCGAGUUGUAUUGGGACCAUGCGCCCAAGACCUGUAAGAACUUCUGGGAAUUGGCUAAACGUGGUCGUUACAACAAUGUCAUAUUUCAUAGAAUUAUUCCAGAUUUUGUAAUUCAAGGAGGUGAUCCCACUGGCACAGGAAGAGGUGGAACGUCUAUCUAUGGGGACAAAUUCGAAGAUGAAAUUCACCCUGAUUUGAAGCACACGGGAGCAGGAAUUUUGAGUAUGGCAAACUCAGGACCUAAUACCAACGGCACACCUACUCCAUGGCUAGAUGCCAAGCACGCAAUAUUCGGCCGCGUUUCCAAGGGCAUGAAGAUUGUAAGGCGUAUGGGUUUGGUUGCAACGGAUUCUAAUGAUCGACCAAAAGAUAAUGUAAAGAUCAUUCGAGCUGCUGCAUUCGAAGAAUGA
Molecule: messenger RNA, 474 nt
Organism: Paraglomus occultum
Lineage: Eukaryota; Fungi; Glomeromycota; Glomeromycetes; Paraglomerales; Paraglomeraceae
Source: the annotation of a GenBank genome assembly